CAGAAUAUGCUGAUAUGACAUGGGAAGAAUUCGCAAAAACAAACUGGGAGCAACUCAACACUGCUCUGCUACUAAAAAGGGCAAUCACAAACUCACUGAUGUUGUCGUCCCACUCACGCAAGAUUGGAGGAAAACAGGAAUUGUGAGCCCAGUCAAGAAUAAAGGAUCUUGUGGAUCCUGCUGGACAUUCAACACCACUGGAGCUCUUGAGGCUGCUUAUGCCCAGGCUUAUGGGUCCAAUGACAUUGCUCGCAUGUAAGAACCCCGCCGCAUU
Helianthus annuus (common sunflower) is the source of this 274-nucleotide messenger RNA. RefSeq names its product cysteine proteinase 3-like. Gene Ontology annotation, molecular function: cysteine-type peptidase activity. The transcript has 3 exons. Gene Ontology annotation, biological process: proteolysis. Lineage: Eukaryota; Viridiplantae; Streptophyta; Magnoliopsida; Asterales; Asteraceae. The coding region runs from base 20 to 259 and encodes 79 amino acids. The record is from RefSeq and is a predicted model, not a curated record.